Rhagoletis zephyria (snowberry fruit fly) is the source of this 2979-nucleotide messenger RNA. RefSeq lists its product as uncharacterized. Gene Ontology annotation, molecular function: ubiquitin binding. The record is from RefSeq and is a predicted model, not a curated record. NCBI's taxonomy places the organism in Eukaryota, Metazoa, Arthropoda, Insecta, Diptera, Tephritidae.
UCCAACAAAUGCCGGACACUGAGUUCGCAAAGCAUCAAGCGCAAAACAGUUUGGCUGGCUGUAGGCAAGUCAGUACGUGACCGCAACUCGAAGUGAAAAGUAGUGGAAAAGUGAGAAACGCACCGCGAAUAUAGCAUCACGUUAGAACAGUGCUCGUAUGUAUAUGGGUAUAUGUGUAAUCCGUGGGCAUUUGCAACCCCCAAAACGCACACCACACCACACCACUAUUUGGCUCCACUAGGUAUACACAGGAUAUUCAUAAAAUACGGGUUCGCUUGGGACUCGCUGUGCAGACAAAGGCGUCAAUUGCCAAGAAAUGAAUUUUAAAGUUCACAAACAAAUAUAACUCCGCAUAGACAAGUGAAAAAUACAAAGAAUUUACUUUAAAGUUUUAUUGAAAAGUUUAACGCAAAAAUGGCCGAGGCAAGAGGCCAGUACCAGAAGUUGCCGCCCGGCUGGGAUUGUAAAUAUGAUCAAGCAACAGGAAAUUGUUACUACAUCAACUAUUUUACAAAAGCAAUGCAGCUGGAGGAUCCACGUUCGCGUUAUAAGCAAUUGCAGAAUGAACGCUGCUCCAACGAAUCCAUAGCUAUGCAGCCAGUACAGCAUGGCUCACCCUAUCAUGUGUAUCCAAGCAACAAUUUGCCUGCAGUGCGUGCUUUUCAGGCGGGCCCUGGCACAAACACAAGUUUGCAUAAUAUGUCCUCCAGUCCUUUGCUGUCUUCUCGUGGGAAUUUGGAAAUGUCGCCGUUGCCAUUGCCACGCUCCUCUUUGACGCAAACUCCACGAUUGGGCAAUAUGUCACGCCGUUCAACCAUACAGGAGACUUCCUUUACAAAUCCUAUCGACACAGAUGCGGUGGUAAAUAAAAUACAGAAUAUAUUUCCAACCGCCAGCGAGGAUCAUAUACGUCUGCUACUUAAAAAAUACUUGAAAACCAUUUUCCCCAAGGCAGAUGAAAUGGUUCUCUUGGAUAUACUCGCCAGCUCCGAUAAUAAUGUACAAACAGCAUCAGAGAAACUCAUUUCCAUGGGCUAUACAAAACGUGAUUUUAUACCACCAAAAACCACACAUCGCUUCGAUGCAGAGCAUGCACAUGCUGGGGCGGUCAAAAAGCCUGGCGAUGAGACGAUUAUACCACUGCGCCCGAAAGAGUACACGAUCGAGGAGAAGGCAGCAAUACAAGCCCAACUGAAAGAGAAAUACCCACAGACAGCUGAUCGCAUUAUUCUUAUGGCUUUAGAAUCGGUCAACUACGCUGAGGAUCGUGCCAUACAAAUUCUUCAUAUUGUGCAGGAGGAGGAUGAGCUGGACGCCAGGAAACAUGCCGCUGCUGCUAUUGCGCUGACGUCAGCUGGCGGUGAAGCCGAAGUGCUUUUGGGUGCCAGUGGUAUGCAAGGCACGUUGGCCGAUAACAAUGCAGCUGAGGAUAACAUCAUCACCGUUGUCCUCACACCAUCGCCAAAUACCUACAGCGACAACGUUAAAAGUCGCCAUAAUGCUUCUGUCAAAGAUAUUCCACAUACAACCAUAUCAUAUUCAUCACCAUUAACAUCAUCAACAGCCACAACAACAACAACAUCAUCAUCGUCAUCGGCAUCAUCAUCAGUACCACCGCUUUUAUUAACUUCCAGCACCCUAAAAUCCUCCACAAAAAUCAAUGCAAUUCGCAACAUUGGCAAAAAGGUAGCUUUUCCUUCCAUUAAUCUAACCACGCCCACUACGGCUACUACUCAGAUAAUACUCUCAAAUUCGCCCACUUGCAAUAUUGAACACAACGAAGAGCAACUACCAGCAACAACAUUCGCCACAAGCGAUGCUGUUGAUCCAUUGAAAAACUCAUAUACAAAUAUAAGUUCAUCAGCCACACAAUCGACUCCCUCCAUUUCACCGUCCGAAGCACUCAAAGAGCUUUGCAUAUCACAUGAACCAACAGCAGCAUCAACAUCGUUAUCUGUGCCAUCAUCGCUGAGCACAGAGCCAGCAAAAUAUCAAACAAUUACAACAAAGAGCAUCCUGGCACGUUGCAAUGCGUAUGCCACUAGAAUCAAUGGAUAUCUGCAUGGUACACCAUGUAGCACCAAAACCUCGACUAUAACUUCCGCUUCUACGCGUACUACCACGGCUUCUAUUUUGGAUAACUUGAAAGCGGCACGCUUAAGCGAAAAAACCGACUCAUUAAAAGCACUACAAAAAGAUUCUGUAGACAAGCUAAGUGACUUCAAACAACGUAAAGAGUUCAAUUCUAUCCUAGGACGCAUCACUACAACUGGACAUAGCGCAGAAUUGGCCAAAGGUGCCGAUGAGAGUCUGCUGCUAGCUGACUAUGUUACCUGGAAUGGUGCGAAUCCAGACAUGCCACAAGGCAACAAUCAAAAGCAAUUGGCUAAUGGUCCAGAUGCUAGCAAGUUGUGUGAACGCACAUAUAAACCUAUGGGACGUAAUCCAGAGCUUUGCAAGGGCGCACAAAAGGGACUAGCUAAAGGCAGUAUUUAUGCACAACUCGCUGCGUCUGGUAAUACGAAUACAGCAAAUAUUAAAUGCAACUGAAGGGAUAUAAAUUAAUGAUAAAGAUACUAUAUCUAUGAUUCUAAUACCAUAUAAAACUAUAAUAUUUACUUUACUAUUUAUGUGUGCCAAAUGUAGUGUAAACUCCAUGUGAAUACUUUCAGACGUACUGUCGCAAACAAUUUUAACUUGAAUUUGUGUUAACUCGUCUAUUUACGAAGUAUUCAAUCUCACUUUUAUUAAAUUAAAUUAAUUUCCACCAAGCCUUAACUGCAGCUUUUACCUAUUGGAAAAAAAGAGAUUACAACACGAAGAGGAUAAUUGGUCAUAUUAAAUACAAGCAAACGAAAGUAAAAAAGCAAAAAUUAAGAAAUAAAAUUUGAGGGUUAUCCUAUGUUAAAAUUCUGGGAACUAACCUGAGAUCUUAACUGCAUUAAGCGUUCGGUGGAAAUGAGGCAUAAGCAUCUAAAA